This is a messenger RNA of Talpa occidentalis (Iberian mole), 760 nucleotides long. RefSeq names its product fibroblast growth factor 21 (gene FGF21). Gene Ontology annotation, molecular function: fibroblast growth factor receptor binding; growth factor activity. Gene Ontology annotation, cellular component: cytoplasm. NCBI's taxonomy places the organism in Eukaryota, Metazoa, Chordata, Mammalia, Eulipotyphla, Talpidae. The transcript has 3 exons. Bases 28 to 657 code for a protein of 209 amino acids. Gene Ontology annotation, biological process: positive regulation of gene expression; positive regulation of protein phosphorylation; cell differentiation. The record is from RefSeq and is a predicted model, not a curated record.
AGCUCAGACCCCUGAUCUUGCCUGCGGAUGGGCUGGGCCGAGGCCAGGUCUGAGCACCAGGGACUGUGGGUCCCUGUGCUGGUCGCCCUUCUGCUGGGAGCCUCCCAGGCACACCCCAUCCCUGACUCCAGUCCCCUCCUCCAAUUCGGAGGCCAAGUCCGGCAUCGGUACCUCUACACAGAUGACGCCCAGAAGGUAGAGGCCCACUUGGAGAUCAGGGCCGACGGUACAGUGGUGGGAGCUGCCCGCAGGAGUGCCGAAAGUCUCCUGGAGCUGAAAGCCCUGAAGCCAGGGGUCAUUCAGAUAUUCGGUGUGAGGACAUCCAGGUUCCUGUGCCAGGGGCCUGACGGGACACUGUACGGCUCGCUCCGUUUUGAUCCUGAAGCCUGCAGUUUCAGGGAGCUGCUUCUCGAGGAUGGAUACAACAUUUACCAGUCAGAGGCCCUGGGCAUCCCGCUCCGCCUGCCGCCACACAGCUCUGCAUCCCGGGAACCAGCCUCUCGGGGACCUGCCAGAUUCCUGCCACUGCCAGGCCUGCCCCAGGCCCCUACAGACCCUUCGGGCAUCCUGGCCCCCGAGCCUCCCGACGUGGGCUCCUCAGACCCUCUGAGUAUGGUGGGGCCUUCGCAGGGCCGAAGUCCUAGCUACACUUCUUGAAGCCAAGCCACAGUCUCUUUGCUAGUGACUCUCUUCUUUAUUUAUUGGGUUAUUUAUAUUAUUUAUUUUUUAUUUUUCUUACUUGAAAUAAUAAAGGGUCUGA